Molecule: messenger RNA, 951 nt
Organism: Meloidogyne enterolobii
Lineage: Eukaryota; Metazoa; Nematoda; Chromadorea; Rhabditida; Meloidogynidae
Source: the annotation of a GenBank genome assembly
UUCCCGAAUUCCUUCUUAUAUUCCCCCCUUUCUUUUCUUAAAUCUUUAUUUGUAUAUUCACUUUUGCUUUCCCCAUUCCAAAAAGAAAAUCCAUUUAAAAUCCAUUUAUUCCCCCCUCCCUCCCCCAUAAUUUUCUCUUUUCUAACAGGAUUUGCUCCCUUCUCUCCCUAUUUUGAUCUCCUUUCCCUCAUUCCAUUUAUUUUCUUUUUAAUUAAAUAAAUUAAUUUUAUUUGAAAGAGAAUCUCUUCAAUUAUGCAAUUAAUAAAUAAAAGAUUAAAUUCCCGAUUUUUAUUAUUUUUUGUGUUGAAUGCCUUUAUUUUUAUAUUUUUGCCUUCAAUAAAUGCACAAUUCCUCAAUUCUCAAUUUUCUGAUUCUUCCUCUUCCACACUCAAAGUCGACCCUUUAAGGAAGGUUUUUGGUAUUUGGGGAAGGUUAUUGAAUCGGAUGGCUCAACCAAGCCCUCCAACAGACGAUGAACUUCAUUUAAAGGGUUUGCAAGAAGGAACAGAAGAAAAUGACAAUUUUAUUGAAGAGUCUGACUGGACUAGACGGAUAGCAGGGGCUGGGGAUGGAAGCAGGAAGGUACCGGCUACUGGGGCUAAUCGAAUAAUUGAUGAAGCAAAGCUUAACCAGCUUCUUCCUAGACUAAAUUCUCAAAGUCCAACAACUACUGUUUCAACAACAACAGUCUCUACAACCUCCACAACCUCGAAAAAUGAUAGUAAUAGAGCAAUAGAGGAAGCAACCACAGUCAAUCCAAAAAAUGAAACAAAAGUUGUACCUGAACCAGAAUUAAACAAUAAAAAUGAGUUAAUUAAUUCAACAAUUCUGAUUCCAAAAUCAGAAGAGUUUAGAAAAAAGAAAACAAAGAAAAACAAAAGAAAAAGGCCUAUAACAAUUAAUAUACCCUUACUAAAACAAGCUGAAGGAGUGAAUUCAGAGGGUGAGUAA